UCGUAAAUACACUCACUGAGUCACUGCUGAGCUGAGUGCGCGCAAACGCAAAAAGCAAACAAAACAGCCCCCACACCAUAACACAUUCACACACACUCUUCCUAGUUUCUUCAAUCUCUUCCAUUUGCAAUUGCAUUGCAGCAUUAAACCCCAAUUGCAUACUCUCUUCUCUUUCUCUGUCUCUAUGUCCAUAUCUCACUCUCACACUCACUCUCACUCUCAACAACAACAACAGACAAAUACCAACUCCAUUCCUCUCUAAUUACCAUUUCCCUCAUCAACAUAUAUACUCUAUAUACCAUCAUCAUGCCUUUCAUGCCUCCUUCUCCUUCACCUUCACCUUCUCCUUCUCCUUCUCAUACUCCCUCUCACACACUCCUUCACCACCAUCAUCACCCACCACCUCCAAUCAAAAGCAACUCCUCCUCACCCUCCCCGGCAGUAAACUUCAGCCCACCAAUCAUAGCAAUGGUGGUCGUCGUCGCCGCCGCCUUCGUCAUCGUCACCUACUGCCGCCUCAUAGCCCGCCACCUCAAACCCCCACUCAAACGCCUCAUCCGCCGCUUCAACCGCCGCAGAUUCCUCCCCUCCUCCGCCGGCGACGUCGACUCCCUCCAAUACGACUCAACCACCCUCGACGGCCCGCACCUUUUCUCCCCCUACGGCCUCGACGAGUCAGUCAUCAAGACCAUCCCCUUCUCCCUCUACACCCCCAAACUACACAUCGAAGAGUCUCGCCGCAGCGACUGCGCCGUUUGCCUCCUCGAUUUCGAACACCAAGACUACGUUCGCACUCUCCCAAUUUGCUCUCACACCUUCCAUCUCGAUUGCAUCGACGCUUGGCUUCGUUCUCACGCUAACUGCCCUCUCUGCCGCGCCGGCGUGCUCUGUUCUGAAUCACCCUUCACACCUCUCAUGGCGGCCAGGAUCCGACCCGACCUCGACGACCACGCUAUUCUCCACUUCGACCCGACCCGAUCAGACCUCGAAGCUUAUUCCCUCUCUCCCUUACCGGAGAUCACACCCUGCAUCGACGACCACUCUCCCAGAAGAAUCAACGACGAUCAUCACCACCGGAGGGACAAUUUUCUUCUGAAGCGAUCCUAUUCGUUUGGAUUUGAACGGAGCUUGGCUUCUGAGAGGAUGGUGGUGGAUACUGCCACGGCUUCGCCGUGGCGCUACCGGAGAGGGAGUAGCAGCAGCUUCUGGAGCAAGAGACCUUCACCGUUCGGGUCGUUGGGGAAGACGAGGGUGUUUUCGUUCAGAUACUACAGGGGGAUGAAAUCGCCGUUUUUCCGGCGGAGGGGAUUCUUCCCGUUCUCGGAGUCGAGCGUGAGAUACGCCGGCGGCGGCGGAGGUAGCUCGUCGCGGCGGAGCAAGUCCAUAGCGAGCCCGAUGUUCUUGAGGUCGUCGGCGACGGCGAUGACGGCGGGUGUUUUCUCGUCGAGCCGGCUGAGGUGCGGUGAUCCCGAGGCGCUGCUGUCGCCGGAGAGGUUUAGCAGACGGUGAAGAUGAUGCUGACGUCAGAAAGGGGAAAAGGAAAUGAGAUGAAAUUUGAAGAUCUUUUUUGUUGGCCGGCAAGAGAGGACACGUGGAGUUGAAUGAUUGGUUGGGGGAGGGUUGGCCGGAGAGAGAAGCGGUGGAGAGAGAGAGAGAGA
Messenger RNA from Lotus japonicus, 1658 nucleotides. RefSeq names its product RING-H2 finger protein ATL65. The record is from RefSeq and is a predicted model, not a curated record. The transcript has a single exon. Lineage: Eukaryota; Viridiplantae; Streptophyta; Magnoliopsida; Fabales; Fabaceae. Gene Ontology annotation, molecular function: transferase activity. The coding region runs from base 307 to 1509 and encodes 400 amino acids. Gene Ontology annotation, biological process: protein ubiquitination.